UUUUCCCGGCGUGCUCCGCGGCUCCCGGCUCACUCCUGCCCGGUGCCUGGUGGGGAAAGGCCGAAAUGGCCGGUGCCCGCGCUGGGGCUACUCGGCUGCUGCUGCUCUUGCUGAUGGCGGCAGCAGCCCCCAGCCGGGCGCGGGGUAGUGGUUGCAGGUCCGGGGCCUCUGUGCGGGGGGCUGGGGCCGAAAGUCGAGAGGGCGAGGGCUGCGGCACCGUGGGGCUGCUGCUGGAGCACUCAUUUGAGAUCGAUGACAGCGCCCACUUCCAGAAGCGAGGCUCGUUGCUCUGGAACCAGCAGGAUGGCACUUUGUCUCUGUCACAGCGGCAGCUCAACGAGGAGGAGCGGGGCCGCCUCCGGGAUGUGGCAGCGUUGAACGGCGUGUACCGUGUCCGGGUCCCACGACGACCUGGGGCCCCUGAUGGCCCAGAACCCGGUGGCUAUGUCUCUUCCUUUGUCCCCGCGUGCUCCCUGCUGGAGUCUCACCUCUCGGACCAGCUGACCCUGCACGUGGACGUGGCCGGCAACGUGGUGGGCGUGUCGGUGGUGACACACCCCGGAGGCUGCCGGGGCCACGAGGUGGAGGAUGUGGACCUGGAGCUGUUCAACACCUCUGUGCAGCUGCAGCCGCCGGUCCCCACCCCGGGUCCAGAGACAGCGGCCUUCAUCGAGCGUCUGGAGAUGGAGCAGGCCCAGAAGGCCAAGAACCCCCAGGAGCAGAAGUCCUUUUUCGCCAAAUAUUGGAUGUACAUCAUUCCCGUGGUCCUCUUCCUCAUGAUGUCGGGAGCACCGGACGCCGGGGGCCAGGGCGGGGGCGGUGGCGGGGGCGGCAGCGGGGGCAGUGGCCGCUGAGGGGCCUGUGAGUUGCCCAGCAGGUCCUGGGGUGGACCCGGCCCUCCGGUCUCCCCGGCCCAGGAGGGUGGGGCGCACCUGGCGUUCCCGUCCGCGGGGAGUGGCUGGGUCUGGACCUCGCUGCACCCCACUUUCCCCGUGGCCCUGAUAUACCGCAGAGGCUUCCCUUGGCUGCAGGAUGGAGCCCGAGUUGCCCGUCCAGCGCUGAGCUCGCGCCGGUUCCCUCCCCGCUGCCACCGCCGCGGCUGCCGGGCCCUGCGCUUCUCAGCCUCUGUGCCUUUGUUCGUGGUCUCCUCGCCCCACCUGGCCCUGGCCGGGCUAGACGUCCCAUAGCGUGUCUGGCACUGGCUUGGGGUGCCGGCACCCUGGGGCUCCUUGGCAGCCCAGAGCUGGCACAGAGCAGGGGUGGGCGGGCCCUGGGGACCCCCAGCUCCACUCCGGGGAGCAGCCCUGUACCUGCCCACAGCCCUGCGCUCUGAACGGGGGUUGACCCAGCCAUCAGGAUGCCGGGCCCUCCAGAGGCUUCUGGGCUUGAAGAAGUGAAGGUGAACAUCAAAGCACCGUGGCGUCAGGGGCCAGACGAUGUAGCUAGAACCCCUCUCAGCCUAGAAUGUCUUCCUGGGACUUGGCUGGGGCUUUGCUGUUUGUGUGCCCCCCCCCCCGUUUAUUUAAAAAUUUAAAAACACUGACGAGACACCAUAUGGAAACGGAGAAACGUUUUGGAGGCGGUCAGGCGGUGCAGAUGUUACCGUGUCCCACGGGCCCUGUGUUGGGGUCUGCGAUGUGGCGACGCCCAAAUGGCCGCCGUUGUCGUGGUAGCGGUUUAUUAAAGCUGUCCCCCAGUGUGGACCCUCCA
This is a messenger RNA of Phacochoerus africanus (Common warthog), 1710 nucleotides long. It is a transcript of the gene EMC10, whose product is annotated as ER membrane protein complex subunit 10. Lineage: Eukaryota; Metazoa; Chordata; Mammalia; Artiodactyla; Suidae. Gene Ontology annotation, cellular component: EMC complex. The record is from RefSeq and is a predicted model, not a curated record. The coding region runs from base 66 to 854 and encodes 262 amino acids. The transcript is spliced from 7 exons.